Durusdinium trenchii is the source of this 1638-nucleotide messenger RNA. The record is from the annotation of a GenBank genome assembly. Lineage: Eukaryota; Dinophyceae; Suessiales; Symbiodiniaceae.
AUGGCCGAGAUGGUCUGUGGGAGCGAGCAGAUGGCAGAGUUCUGGGAAGAAGUGGAGCAUGAGAAUCCAAGCAUGGCCGCAAUCUUCAAUGGGUAUGCAGGCUACUCAGACCAGGCGGCAGAUGCCAACGGCGAGAGAAUCACUGGCACCCGGCACUUCUGGGGUGCCCCACAUGUGACAGACACACAGGGUCUGGAGCAGCUGAUUUGUGGCAGUGACAAGCUGACCGAGCUUAAGGACCAGCAUGAAACAAAACAUGGGGACCUUUCUGGGAUGUUGAAAGGCCUUGCUGGGCGCACUUUGCAGCUGGAUGAUGACGGUGAGAGCCGUGCACGCUCCAAAAAGAACUUCUUAGGCGCUCCACACACGCAGGACACGCCACUCUCUGGCGUUUUGUGUGGAAGCGACAAGAUGCAAGAAUACCGUCAGAAGCACUUGGAGAAGUAUCGUUCUCAAGAGCGGAUGUUUGAUGGACACGCUGGGCUAAGUCUUCAAGCGGACGAUGCGGGCACUGGGCCGGUCCGUCGCCAAGGAAAGCGCGACUUUGGCGGUGCCCCACACGUGGCGGACUCGCAAGACGUGUUCGACUUGGUUUGUGGCUCUCCAACUCUGAAGGAGGCUCAUGCCAAGAAGACAAAUCCCUCACUGCAAAAUAUGUUCGAUGGCUGCGCAGGCCUUUACCUCCAGGAUGAAGACCUUGAGGGUCCACGAAGUCGCGGGAAGAAGAAGGUCAACGCACGAAGUGUUUAUCAUUCUUCACCUAGGCAGCAAUGCUUCGAGAAUGCUUUCCAGCCAAGCGAGUCACCCAGUAGCUAUCGCUCCGAGAUGCCAAAGCUUCCCACCUUGUUCAUCUCGCAUGGCAUCGGGCCAAUGCCUUUGCUCCUGGACGAAGCGCAUCCCUUUCGGCGAUCCUUGGCAGAGAUCCCCUCGCGCUUGCAGCUGGACGAAGAAAAUGUGAGAUGUAUCCUCGUGAUCUCCGCGCACUGGGAGACCAAGGGAGGGCUGGAGGUGACGCUGAGGAGAACCCAUGGUCAGGGGUUGCUCUAUGACUAUGCUGGAGCUCCUGAGAAGACCUACGAGGUACACCAGCGCUUCCACCCACCAGGUGAUGCAGAAGUGUCGGGUUGGAUCUUGGAUCUCUUAAGUGCGGCUGGGAAGGAGGUCAGACACAAUUCCGGACGAAAUCUCGAUCACGGUGUGUUCGUGCCUCUGACUUUAAUGCCGGAGUUGAUGAACAUCCCAGUGGUACAGCUAAGCCUUCCGGCACUGAGUGGUCAAAGAGGAGCUGAAGUGGCACAGCAUUGCUUGGAGGUGGGCCGGGCUUUGGCUCCUUUGAGGUCCCGAGGUGUUCUGAUCAUCGGCAGUGGGCUAGCGUCCACCGCCUCGGCGAAGCCGCAGCACCUGGAAAGGUGGGCCGAGCAAUUGAAACGCCUCUGCUGCAAAGCGCAGCCUGCCCAACGCUACGAAGGCCUUCGACAGUGGACCUACAUGUUGCCUCACGCUCGAGAGGUACAUGGCCGCGAAGAUCAUUUGUUGCCACUUCACGUUGUGGCAGGUGCUGCUUUGGAUGACCGGGGCCAGGUCCUGGCAGACCUUCGCGAACACGACCGCGCCAUGACGCACUUCACAUUUGGCUGA